This is a messenger RNA of Pocillopora meandrina, 22648 nucleotides long. The record is from the annotation of a GenBank genome assembly. Lineage: Eukaryota; Metazoa; Cnidaria; Anthozoa; Scleractinia; Pocilloporidae.
AUGGCCGAGAACGUACGGGUUGCUGUGAGGGUUCGACCAUUUAUAUCCUUUUUAUCGUAUAUAUUGUAAUGCAGGAUUGUUGUCAUAAUCCGUCUACCUAUGCUUCGGCAAAUAUUGGCCUCCGAUUCUAAAUAUAUGUGUCUGCUUUUGUGAUUUGUUGUUUGCAGUUCACCGAUCAAUCGAGAUGUCUUCGUACUGUAGGGCAUCUCUUAUUAAGUAAUUACCUAGAGGAUAGCAGGUGGUAGACCGUUUCCAAUAAAUCGUCAAUUGAGUUUUCUCUUUAGUGGAGAAUAUCAUUGUCAUACAUUUCCUAUUUCAGAUUUAUUUUAUCUCAGUAAACAGCUGACUUAAUAAAGUGCAUUAGAUAUUGGGCUCACCUAAGCCCGAAAAUUUGCAUUCAAAACAGUCAUCAAUUGUGUAAUUGCUUUUGAAUGCUACUUUAUGAAGAGUGACAGCUCACGAAGUCCAAACAACUCUAAAUGAAAAAGUUUGUAGACUUGAUAAACACGCAGAACUUUUAGUCAAACAUGCAUUUAUGAAUGGUUCUCAAUUUAAACAAUGUUCAUGUAGAUUACACUGUUGUUUAAUUCAUGUCUCAUGAAGCAGCUUGUAAGAGACGGGUCAUGAGGCAUUUUCAUGGUCGUGAAUGGCAAUGCAAAUAGCCACUCUAAUUACCUAGAGGAUUAAUUUAAGUUGUUCUGUCUCUAGAGUUGAGUUUUGUCUCAAGUUAUUCUUUCAUUUCAUUCUUUUUUUUUUUACUUUUUUUUUUUUAUUUUUGAUUUUUUUAUCUGUCUACUCGACUGGUUUGUUUUGUUUUGUUUUCGUUUCCUUUUUUUUUCGCUCUGCUCUUUGUCGCAGUUUUUUUAGUCUUUUUCAUUUGGCUUAGUUUGUUUAGUUUUGUACUGAAGGCUGCAUGAAGAAGAAGGAGUGGAGAGGGGGGAGGGGAGAGGUGACAAACCAAAGCUGCAGCAUGAACCCUUACUUCAGAAGGCUUGUGGAUAUUUUAUGUGACACAACAGCACUAUCCCCUUUCUAAUUGUAACAUGACUGAAUUACACAAGUGUUGCACACAUGAAGUCAGGUUAAACGUCCUUGACAGUUUGCACAAUUCUCGCGAGAAAGCUCGCGCAGCUGUAUUAAUUAUCAAGAUGCAGGGUAACAAUACCUACAUUGCAGAUCCUGGAGCUCCAGGGGAGGAACCAAGAAAGUUUGCCUUUGAUUUUAGUUACUGGUCACAUGAUGGGUUCAAAGAGCUUGAUGACGGGUAUCUUGCAUCUGCUGAACCUCAAUACGCAGAUCAGGUGUGGCAAUUGGCUCAUUUGUUACUGUGAUUUAUCACAGCUUGUCAGUUGGCUCAAUUAGUUUAGUCACAAUAGAAACCAGGCCAGUCUUUUUUUUUUUAAAUGAGACUUUAAAAAUUUUUAGCCAAAUCUUUUCAUGUUGGUUUUUUACUAUUACCAUAGACAAUAUAAUGCAUGCAAAUAUUUCUAUGUUUAUAAUCGCAAUCAUUUGUGAUUACAUUUUUUAUGAAUUUUUUUUAUUCCUCGCAUUUUGGUGUAUUCUUACAUGUAUCUUAUCCAAUUGUUAUCUAAAGAGGCUUUGUAUCAGCUAAAGAUAAGUAAUCUAUUAGUUCCCCCAACACUCUUGAGAUUCCUGUUGGCCUGCGCUGUAUUAAAAAGUGUGAUAUCCUUUCAUUUCGAAGAAGAAACACAUAUUGCCAGUUUAAAAGUGAUGGAAUAAUUGAACUAUGCUUGGCUUCUUUUUUUAUGCCAAUAGAACAAAGCAAAACUUCAUUUACCUAGUAAUUUUUAUUUUGUGACAGUUUUGAUUUUGUAAAUGUUAGUUGUUAUUUUACUUUGUUUUGUUAAUUGUGUGUUUUAAUUACCGUAUAGAAACGUGUCUUUGAUGACUUGGGACGAGGAGUCCUCGAAAAUGCAUGGAAUGGAUAUAACUGCUCGCUGUUUGCAUAUGGUCAGACUGGGUCAGGGAAAUCUUACUCCAUGGUUGGCUAUGGGCAGAAUAAGGGUAAAUAUAGGAAAAUGUUUGUGAAAUGGUGAUUAAUUUAGCUUUUUUGAUUUUUUUGUAGUGAGGUUAUAGUUGUACAUGAGUUAUAUGCGACAUAUGGCAUAAACUUUGUCAAAUUUUUGCUAUAUUGUACACAGGUAUUGUUCCAAUAUUUUGUGAGACAUUGUUCAGUGAAGUUGAACAAAAGAGGAGUGCAGGGUCAGAAACAGAAUACCAGGUAUUUUAAGCGACUUAUGAUUUACAACAAUUUUAUACAUGGUGACUGUAUCUGCAAUCAACUUCCUCUUGUCAAAUGGUUCUUGUCUGGUGAUCCUGACAUACAGUUACCACUGAAAUAUUAGUUGAAAAUCUGACUUAAAUGCUGUUUCCCAAUCUUGGAAAGUUUGGAGAAUCAUUUAAAUUAAAGAACCUCAAAUUUCUGGAAACUGACAAGUAAGGCCUUGACAGUACCUUGAGGGUUUUUGAGUGUCAAGGACUGAGAAUCAAUAAUUAAGUUUUGAAAAAUUGUUUACUGUCGUGGUCUUUUUGCUUGUCAUAUCUUGGGGUUUUGUACAUGGCUAACAUUGCCAUUUUUGCAUAUACUGCACAAAUUAGUUGCUCAAUAAAGCUUUAAUCAGUUAAGAGUGAGUAAGUCACACUGUAUGUGUUAGAUUCAUGUGUCAGGAAGAUUCACUGGAGCCAUGCCAUCAGGGGGAGGGUGUCGUGUGUCAGGAGGGUUCACUGGUGCCAUGCCAUAAUAGGAGGAGGGGGGGGGGUGAGGUCUUUGAUAUUCUUUGGCUAACAACUUUAAUUUGUUUGCUCUGCAAUACCAGGUUAUUGACAUUUACAAUUUAGAUUAAGUUUGAAAAUUUCAAUUCAUUUUCCAUUCCAGGUUACAUUUAGCAUGCUUGAAAUCUACAAUGAAGCGGUAAGUUACAUCUACAUCUUUUUUACAUCCAUUUUAAAAUUGCUGGUAAUCCUAGCAAUCUGAUUGGUUUCCGUAGGUGUAACUUGUUCAGGAAUUGCCCAACUUUUUGCUCUAAGCGAUGCCUUGCCUAAAAAAUGUACCAGCAGGGAGAGAAAAUAAAGAACAUUACAGAUAAAUCUUAAAGGAACUUCACCUCAUAUUAAAUUACAAAGGGAAAUCAAUGCAGAAAGACAUUUCUAUCAUAGUUUAACUACUAAUUAAAACUACUUUGAAGAAAUUUAUUGACAGGUGCAUGUGUCACGCACAUGCAGCAGACGCAUUGACAAUAUUUUAAGUGUGAAGUAGACCUACUUUCAGCUACCAAAUCGAAGUAACUGUGCUCUAAUGGCCGUUCAUGAGGUUUUAAUACAUCUUCGUCGUUUUAUUUCGUCACAUGCAGGUCCGUGAUCUACUGAACCCAGCGGGUAACAAGAAAGGAGGACUAAAAGUGCGUCAGCACCCUUCCAAAGGCUUCUACGGUAUUAAAAAAAAAACCAGCCUCCUUAUCUAAUUACAAUGGUCUCAGCAAUUUUAAUUAGACAAAGGCCUAACGUUAGUAUGGUUAUGUAAUCUUGAAUCUUCACUUAACUUGCCCUGGGUGCAAAAAAUCUGGGGACAUAUUGAAUUGCGUACGAUGAUGCAUGUGUUAGCAUGUUCGGUGAGUAUUUUGCCCAUAUCCGCACAUACUCCUAGCAAGAACAUUUGACCUCAUUUUGCCAACACUUUCACUACAGUACAGUAUUAGUUUUUGUGCACCUUAAGCUCUUAACUUUUUGACUCAUUCAGGUCACCUCUGCAAUGUCAAUGUCUGUGACAAUUCUGUAACAUUCUCCCUUUUUGUUUCACUCAGUGGAGAGUUUAGUGAGUGUUCCAGUCAAGGAUUACCCUGAUAUUGAAAGUCGAAUUGAGGAGGGAACAAGGAACAGGACGGUGGCCGCUACUAAUAUGAAUGCGACAAGCAGGUAAGUGAGAAUUUGUGCUGAAUACGAAAAAACGGUGUAAAUUGGCAGCGCAAAUAGAAAAACGGUGGAUUCUGAGAUUUUAACUCAUCUUAAGUUAUAAAUCUGACGUUUCGAGCGUUAGCCUUUCGUCAGAGCGAAUGGAAAAAAGCUAACGCUCUGACGAAGGGCUAACGCUUGAAACGUCAGGUUUGAAACUCUUUACGGUGGCCAAUUUACGUUACCAACUCAGGUGAUAAUACUAAAUUACCCUGUUAUACUCUCCCACUGACACGGCAUAACAGUUUCUUUAGAAAGUUACCCUCUAUAUUCGCUAAGUUAUAAAUAUCUAUCAUUAUUCUUUAGAAAAUUGAUAGCUUCCUUCUAUUUCUAUUAACUCGAUAACCUAUUGGAAGAGUAGUUGAUGAGAAGAAUUGAGAGGUACAAUGUAGUCUUGCCAAUGUCACUCAAUGCACCCAGACCUUUCUCACUUGAAGUGUAUUCAUUUAUUCUUGAAUAAACCAUAGAGCCGGAUAAUUUAAGGAUAGUUAAUGCGUUUUUUCCAUUAUCUCUUCAAUAAAUACGUUUUUUUAAUGUAAUUUUAUCUGGUAGCCGUGCCCACACAAUCGUCGCCAUAAGCUUUAGUCAAAAGGGGGCAAACGCAGCCGGACAAAUGAUGACUAAAACGUCCAUUGUGAACCUGGUGGACCUCGCUGGAAGGUUAGCUUUAUGAUUCCCUUCAGAGUAAUUUUCAGUUGGGUGUCGAAAGUAAUCUGGGAUUGCUUUGUCUUUGCUCAUUUUCGCUCUCUGAUUGGUUAAAAAAUUAGCGCAACUCUCUCUCAACCAAUCAGAUGCAAAAUUAAAACCAAUCACGACUUGGUUGCCCGCGUUUUCCCGCGCUUUAUAUGGUUUGGUUGGUUUUACUUUGAGUUCUCAUUGGCUGUUUAGGGUACUUUCCUUUCGUCUAAUUGGUCGUUGUGAUUACUUUGGUUUGGGAUUUAAGACACUCAAUCGAAAAGCGCUUUAUACGUCAACUAGAAUUGAAGUGUUUUAGUAGCUUUGUUGCGAGGUACAGACUUAGAAUUAUGACGUUGACGUCGAUUUUUAGCUUACGAAGUUGGGCAAGUAGAAGGCUACGGGAGAUUUCACAAUGUGUCUGGGUUAUACUGCGACCUUACAGAACUAGAGGAGGGUAAUAACGAGGCAAUUUGCAUAGCAGCGCCUCACUGGUUAUGAUUAGUGAUUGUCAGUAAAGUUUGGAAGACCAGUUUACCGUUGCCUCUCCCUUCUGCAACAAUCAUACAGAAAUUUUGAUCCGACGAAGGGCUAACGUUUGAAACGGCAGCUUGGCAACUCUUUAGGGUGUCCAAUUUACGUUAUCAGCUCAGUUGAUAAUACUAAAUUACCCUGUUAUACUCUCGCCACCACUUACCCCCUUUAUUCAUUCGUACCAGUGUGGCAUCUUUUCAUUUUUAGCGAGAGAGCAGAUUCCACCGGAGCUACUGGGGACAGGUUAAAAGAGGGAUCUGCCAUUAACAAAUCCCUUUCCACAUUGGGCAACUGUAUUAAAGGUACGCGUCUACACAUUUGUAUAAUCUUGUAUCUCUUUUCUUGACACCUGUAUCGUGCACGAUUUUAGCUUGAUCUUCUCUAUACUUCACUCGGCAAUUUCUCGAUCCUUCUACAGAUGGCAAGUGCGUUUUUUUUUUAAAUUUAUUUACCGUAAUGUCUUUUGUAUCAGUAUCUAAAACGUACUGUACGUUGAUCUUUAGCGCUGGCGGAUCAAGCAUCUGGGAAAAAAGGCGCGCAAGGUGAGUCGCUCAAAUGACCAACGAAAGACGUAAAACCAGAGGAUAAUAUACAGUUGAACAAACACCUCAAUUUAAAUAAAUCACUUAUGGUUGUUUUUUCUAUUGUGACAGUUCAUUUUCGCACUUUGUUUGAUGACAUGUAUUCAACUUUUUGCGCUAACCCUUAAUCAGUGAAGUAAACUAAGAUUGUGAUGUUGUCUUUGUCUGUGCCUUUCUUUGCUUUUCAAAAAGCCAGCCCCAAUCUAAGCCAAACUGACAUUUAUUCUUAAACCCUCUGACCCUUACGAGUGACUUGCAUUUAAUGUCUUUGUUUUACAUUAUCACCCUUGAAUUACACUUUAAGGUCACAAGAAUCAAGGAAAUGAUCAUAAACUAAGAAUAUCUUGAUUGCUCAACAGAUUCUCGUAGUCAGCACCUUAGAAAAUGUAUAUGAGAACAGUAUGGAGAAUAUGCAUACUAAUAUUAGAGUGUAAAGGGUUGACCAACCGAUGACUGACUUUUCCUACUUUUUUAGUUCCAUUCCGUGAUUCUGUGCUUACUAAGCUGCUUAAAAAUGCCUUGGGAGGCAACAGCAAGACAAUCAUGGUAUGUUGAAAAUACCCAUAUCUACAAGACAAGAUACAAAAAAAUUUUAUCACAUAAACUGCGGUAUCAUACAGAGAUUUCCGGCUCUGAGAAAAGUCGUAACAACACACGUAAAAAAAUAUCGUAUUUUCUCACGUGUGUUGAUAUAACCAAUCAGCUGCUGACACGUCACUCGCCUCUCGCGUCACUCGGUCAGGCUGAUGAAUGAACGGCAAAGCCUUCACGAUUCUCAGUACAAGUUUUUUGUCGGAAGUUUCUUGAAUUAUGGCGGCUAAAGUACUAAAAAGUCCGUAUCGCUGACAGACGGUGAGGUUCAAACUUUCCUAGAAGGGGAAGAAAACCAAUAUUCUAAAAGGAAAACCGAAAGUUACUUAUUCAGUGGCUUUGGUGUUAGAAUUUCUCUCGGCUGAGAAUGAAAAUCGACAACUGGUGGAUUUGCCACUGGCCGAUUUUGGCCGUUUACCUGAAAGACUUCUUCUAUCGGUAAGGAUAAUGAAUGAGAGUUUUGUAAACAGAAAAUUACGACAAUUGUUGUUUUUAUAAUCAUGAUCCAAUGCAUUUUUCUAUCUUAAGAGCCAAUGCACUCUACGGUUGUUAUUCGGAGAUUGUCGAUUCAUUUGUUUUCAUUCAUUAAUGAAGUCGGCUUUUCUUCUCUGUAAGAGCUGUUGUGUUUAUAUGAUAAACAAAAUAAUACAUGGUUGCUUUUAGAUAUGGAAUUUCUCUUCUCGUGUUCAACUCCACAUCUCACUCCUGAGCUAUCGAGUUAAAUACUCGGAGAGAAAUUCCAUAUCUACGCGCGCCAAUGUAUCAUCCUCUAUAUAAUAAGUGCAAAUGCCUCUUGAUAUAUUUUGUUUUGUUUCGUCUUUGUAGUCGCUUUCUUCGCUUUCGUCGUUCUUGAAAGACUUAUUUCUUUCAACAUUUUAACUUUAAUGUCAAUUGUUCAAAGUUAGCAUUGUUUUUGCCGUCGUCAUUAUAACCAAAAAGAGGAAAAAAAUGAUCAGAAUCAAGAUGCGGAGAGCGGAGAGGAGAGAAUGAGGGGACAGAGAGGGGAAUUUGGGAUGUUGCCUGGGGUAUAUGUCGCCUCCAAGGAAGUUAUUUCUGGGUGUCUAAGGGAGUGAAGUCUGUUUCCUCAGACAUCCACUCUACGAAUUUUAACUUUUUAUCUUUCGAGUCAGUUUUCAUGGGAAAUCUUUAGGUGGUCCGACGUUAUGAGUGUUCUUUCACUCAAGUGCAGGAAUCGAUAGUAGCCUUAAUGCGGACAACUCAGAAAGCUGACAUCCGUUUGAUAAACUGAUAUAUCCCUUGGCCUGGAAUUGGAGCCUCUUACUCUGUCCCUCGUUUUCUCUUGACAGAAUCCAGGAUCAGGAUGACAAAGAUAAUAAUAAUAAGUAUGAAGAAAAGGAUAAUAUUAUUUCCAGAUAUUUAUUAUUUUUAUGUGUACAGAUUGCAGCUUUGAGUCCGGCCGAUAUAAACUAUGAAGAAACGUUGUCUACUCUACGAUUUGGUGAGCUGUUGUUCUUUGUGUCUUCUUAUCGUUUUCCUUCCUUUUCCUAUUAAACGCAUUGAAAUCGGAACGAUAUUUUGGUGAAGUAAAUUGGCCAUCGUAAACAGUUUCUAAAGAAGACAUUUCGACCGUUAGCUCGUUAGUUAUUCGCUCUGACGAAGGGCUAACGCUCGAAACGUCAGCUCGAGAAACUCUUUGCGGAGGCUAAUAUAUAUCAACGACUCAAUUGCUGAAACGAGAUUACCUUGUAAUACUCUCUACCGACCCAGCACCACAAUGUGUUUAGAAAUUUAUUCCCCUUAAUUAUUUCGUCUCCUUCACUUGGUCAAGUUUUUUUUAAGAGAUCUAAGAAUAUAUUUGUGCCAUCUCGUGCUCUAAGAGUGAAAAAACCUUUGAGUUUGGAUCAACUCGUGUCUUGGACACGUUAGGAUCACUUAAUUUUUUGCCGCAUUAUUGAUCAACAAUCCUAAGCCCUUCAAAUGUUUCGCUGGAAAAAUCUAGGCCUUUCAAAGCUAUUCAGCCUUUUUUUUUCCUUGGUGCUUCUUAUCUUUCUGUGCAUGAUACCCAAAUUUUGCAAUAUUGUUUUACUUGAAUUUUCCCUUCCACAAGUUUAACACUAUUAGAAGUUUGUAAUUUUGUGGAAGCUAACGAAUUAUAGACGCUUUUGUCGCCGUAGAAGUCAAACUGAUAACUUAACAUUUUCUCUUUUAGCCGACCGUGCCAAGGCCAUUAAAACUAAAGCUGUUAUUAAUGAAAGUCCAACUGAAAAACUGAUUCGUGAAUUGCGUGAAGAAAACCAGAGACUACUGGAACAGCUAAAGCAAGGUGGCGGGGCAAUGGUAAUCCAAGGAGAACCUGGCCAACCACAGACGGUUGGAGUUUCUGAAGAAGGUUUCAUAACUUGUUUUUCUGUGAAUUUGAAGCCUUUUAUGUACACUCGAUUGCAACAACGUUGUUACCUAAAAAAAGCUAGCCAUGAACGACGAGACCCACCGCCUUUAUUGGUACACAAGUACAGGAUAAGCACAAUUAGUUGCACGUGGUAAAUGAGAAAAGCUUUUCACGCUUUCAUGAAAGAAGAGAAUUGUCAUAACAAAGACUUGCCAUGAAUGAUGGAAAAAAUAAAGCUGAUUAUGUUACUGCGCGAACAUUUCCCAUAACGCCCUUGGGUUUUAUCUUUCAUGGAUCAGGUUUUGUCGGUGUCGACGUUUUUACAAUUAUGCGUGUCAUAACAUGUUUAAAGUACUACUUCUUUUGAAUUAGCCAAAUUAGACAGUUUUGGUGUAAAUUCGAAUCGCGCGCUGUAAAUGUGUAUUCUGUACUAAAUAAAAAAACCAACAUUGAUUGAGUUUAAUUUUGAUUUUCAGAGGUGAAUGAAAUGAAAAAACAAAUGGAAGAGCAGGUAUGAGAACCUCUUUCAGGUGUUUGUUAAAGGAGAAUUAGGAUGCUCAUAAUUUUAUUGUCAUAAAUUCUGAACAUGUAGCUACCGCUUCUUGAUCUCUUUAAUAAAAUAGAGAUGACGAAAGAAUCUGAUAAUAAUUAUUAAUAAGCAAACAAAUGGACUAACUUACUUUCAAGUUAAGUUUAACGAUCAAGUAGAACAUAAUAGUGACACCAAUGUUGAGCCUUCAGCUUCAGAUAACGAUACAAUGCACCCCUAAAUAUAGGGCAUCUCGUAUUAAAAGAGGGUAAGUUUCUAAAGAAAAUCUGGUGGUGCGUCGGUGGGAGAGUAUAACAGGGUAUUUUAGUCUUAUCAACUGAGUUGAUUACGUAAAUUGGCCACCGUAAAGAAUUUAAAAACUGACGUUUCGAGCGUUAGCCCCUUCGUCGCUCUGACCCCACCCCCUCCACCCCCGGGUGAUGAAUAGUGACUGACCCACAAAAUAAUAACUAGUACACCGUACCUUUGAGUGAGAAUUAUUUUGUUUACGUAAAUGUUGCAGCUCUUACAAAAUCAGCGGGAGAUGGAGGAGAUGAAAAAGUCUUGGCAAGAAAGAUUGGCUGAGCAGGAAUCAGCAAAUAAGGUGAGGCUAAAACGCUUCCCCUGGCUUCCUUCCCCUUGUGCGAUGAGAUGCCUUGAUGCCCUUUGUGUACUGUACAUCCAUUUAAGUCCUUGUGUUUCAGCCAAAAAGUCUGAAAUGCCUGGCGUGAAGUUCGCUUUGAGUGAUACGUACAACUCUUUACGCCUGCUUCGCAGUCUUAACUGCCUGGCAUGAAGUUCGCUUUGAGUGACACGUGCAGCUCUUUACGCCUGCUUCGCAGGCCAUACGUUUGAUUUUUGAUUUGAUUGUGGGCUCAAAAUACUGUACAUUUUAUGGCAUUCUUCAAGAAAGUGCACUGAUGAUUUGUUCAUUAAACGUGUUAUAACUGUAUCUCUAAAAUGAGCUAUGUUUAAUUAGUGUGCAAUUAGUGCCACAAUUAUUUUUGCUGCUUGUUUGAUCUUAGAAAAAAACACUCCUUGAUGAUUUUAGGUCUCUAAGUCUUUUUUACUCGUUAUUCAUCUUAAAGGAAACCGUAUUGGGUGGAUAUUCUUUAACAGGCUUUGGGUUUAUUUCGUUGUUGUGGGACUUUCUUUUCACCAGGCUAACGGUACCUAAGUGGUGUUACAUUAUUUUUUAGGCCAAAGAGGAAAAAGAAAAGAAAGAAAAAGAGCUUCGUAAAACCACUCCGCACCUUUGGAAUCUUAAUGAGGACUCGCAACUUUCAGGAAAAAUUUUCCAUUUUAUCAAACCAGGUAAGUUUCUUUGCGAGUUAGCCAACAUUUAAUCUCAUAUCUUAAAGAAAAGUAAGCUCACUUUGUGUCUUGCGCAAAAUUACAAAGUACACUUUUUCAACAGUAACUGCCAUUGCUCGAUUAUUGGUUUCUUUUCAUUUUUUAACAUUUUGACCCCUAAGAGUGACUAACGUCCAAUUUCCCCUUACAAUGUCACCCCUGAAGUACACAUGAAGGUCACAAGAACAAAGGAAAUGAUCACCAACUAGAGAAGCUCUUGUUAGUGAUGUAAACUCUCCUCGUGAGCAACGUAGGAAAUGAAUCGAGGACAGUAAGGAGAAUAUGCGUACUGAUGCGGUGUAAAUCCUGCUUUGUUGGCUCUAUAUGAAGAUAUUGCCCAAAUCUAAUGAAACCCGUGGCCAACAUUGGCUUAUGGUUCGUUUUAUUUUUCAUCGCAGGCGAGCAGAAAAUUGGAAACAAAAGAGCUGAUCCCCAACCGGAUAUUUUAUUAAGCGGUUUGAGGUAAGACGCAGAAAAUAACAAAGAUCGCGCGCUUUCUGUUAGUUGUCGUGACGUGAGGCUCGUUUAUGACAAGUAGAUGACACGGAAUUGUCACCAAGAAGUCCAAAAGGAGUUAACUCCGCGCAAAUUUUUUUCUUUCCUACUUAUUCCUCGAUUUUAACGAGCGGCUUCGUUUUCUGGCUGGUGAUCCACUUAGGAUAUAUCUACAGACUCAAAGGUAGAAUCCUGCUUAUGAGGUCACGAGGAAAUAUCAUACACGCUGAAUGUUUUCUUUGUAGUUGAAUAAAAUAGUCACACAUGUUUAUUUUCAAAAUCAAUUCCGAUGUCGAUGUUGGUCCCUUUUAAAGCUUUAGUAUCGAUUUCACUUGUAGGAAAGUAGACAAAAUAUGACGAACGUGUCAGUGAAGAGUGAAAAGUGAAAAUGUUGUAAGUUGGUGCGAAGGAAAUGACAUAUUGCAUACACUUAAUUCAACAUUUCCCUCCAGACUCUUCUGCUCUUAGCGAGAAUCAGAAUGUUAAGGUUGUUUGUUGAUAAUAUCGAAAGUGAGCCUUAGUCGUCUCCGCAGCUAUUGCUAAGAAACAGCUUUCCUCUUUGUUUGUCCAUAGCAUUCUUAAAGAGCACGCCAAAUUGACAUAUAAAGGAAACACAAUAACAAUACUGGCCAAUCCCGAUGCUAAACUGAUGGUUAAUGGUAAACCAACGCACGACGAGAUAGAACUUCACCACAAUGACAGGUAGAGCUAUGGUUGAACUGUUCCGCACAUGUCGCGCUAUUCUAAAGAAUUUAUUUUUCACUUUUGAACCACGGUGGAAUGCCAUAUCUCGCGAAGAAUUCGUAUCUUCAAUCUUGUUCUUUCUCAAGAUAUUUUCAGUCUUAUUUUGAUUUCUAUUCAGUGUCAACGUGUUUGUUUAUUCGUCUGCUGGUUUUUCAUUUGUCUGUCCCUCCUUCUCGACUUGCCCUUUUUCCGUCACAAGCCGUGCAGUCAGUUAGCAAUUCAUACUUGUAGGUCACAUUUUGGGUCUGUUUCCGUGUUUUCUUUGUUUGUUUGUAUUGUCGUUGUCAGUCAGUCAAUCAGACACACAGUCCAUAAAUUCAUUCGUCAAAUUGUUAAGCCCUCUGUCUGUUUGUCUAUUUUUUUGUUUGUUUUCGCAAUAUUGUUGGUUUGCUUGCUUGCUAUUCACUUGGUUUGUAAAAUUUUAGUGACCUUGUAUAAAUAAACUGAUAUUAAAUCGACGAAUGUUCAACAGCAAUUUAAAAAAUUUAAGCACAAUCGUGGUGAAAAUAGAAUUAACUUGACAGAAUGCCCUUAUUAUAACAAAAAUUAUAUUCUGGACGACUCGGGACUAGCUUAGCUGUGAAAUUCAAGGUGUUCUAGAGGUUUAUGUUCUCUUUUAGAGUGAUGUUUGGCUCUGCAAGUUUGUUCGUACUGCAUCACCCAGUUGAAUUUGACAAGAAAAAGAACGCGGGAGACACGAUAGAAGAAGUAACUUACGAUUUGGCACAGGAAGAAAUAGCCGCGAAUUCUGGAUUUAAUAUGGGGAAGAACAGUGGCCAGACCAAGAGUAUGUCGUCAAUUUAGUCACUUAUGCUUGGUUUCCCUUUAGAGAAAUUUAAAUUGAGGAUUGCUUUAAUUGUGCUUAACUUUGCUCUGUGAUCGGUCCAGAAAACUCAUGCCAUCCUCUCAAUCAAUCAAAUGCAAAAUAAAAAACAAUUACGACUGAUCUCCCGCGUUUUCCCGCGCUUUAGGCAGUUUGCUUGUGUUCAAUUAGACAUCUCCUUUUCCAAUUAAAAUGUAAACCUUUCCCUUGAUUAGUUGUUGGAAUUACUUUGGAUUUACUUUUGUAACACUAAUGGAAAACGGCUCUAAUUGCCAGGAUCGUCUCAAUCUCCCAGAUCUUCUCAAAAAAUAAAUUUAAAAACAACUGCAACCAUUAAAGAAUAUGCAAACACUUCAUAGGCAAGUCACUCUCUAAAGACCUGGGUGAUUGGAACGGUUACGGCCAGCGAGAUAGAUCUCUGUUUCCUCCCUCUCUUUCUCCUUCUCUUUCUUUUUGAGAUGGAGGAUGAUCUCAUUACAUUCCUUUCAAGAUUUGAAGUAGCUGCCAUUAUAGUCUAGUCGUCUCUAAAAAUCAGGAAUUAUUUGAUAACUUUCGCGCUUAAGAGCUUAUUCACAGACGUAUGAUCAAGUGUGGAGUUCUAAGAUCCCAAAAGGGAACUCGAAAAGAUCAAGCUAAAUAUUUCAAGACACCGUGAGUAGCUGCUUGAAGGUUUUCUUGAAAUCUGAACAAUGUCAGCAAAAAAGCCUUUCUUUAAUAUCGUUUUGAGACAGAAAGAUUAUGUUUGUUUCUUCGAAAUCGUAGUCUAAUAUGAGCUGAUGGUUUUUGCAGAUGAACUGCUGUUGCAGGAAGACCUGGUACAGAUGGUUCCUAUGGUUAACGAGUCCAAUGCAAUGGCAGAAGAACUGAAGAAACCGGUAAUAUUUAUUAUUAAAAUUGUUGAAUAAAUAAUCGCGUAAGUAACAAAAAAAUUGCACGUGUUAUUUCUCAGUCGUCUGAUCAUCUCAAUCUUGCUGGUAACAAGAAUUCGUGGAAAAGAAAAGAUGACUGGAAGAGAGGUCCCACAAAUUUCCCGUCGUCAGAGCCGUUUUAAAGAAGAUGAACAUGUUUCCUAGAUGACGAAUAUGUAACAUUGCAACAAGGCAAAUUGUAACUCACAAAAAGUACGCUCAAAAUAAUUGACUUGAAUCAAACUCAUGACUUAAGAAUACCUUGUGUUUUUCAAGUCUUUGAUGGAUAUAAAGAAUAGCCAGCCCUCUUGCAAGUCCUCUUGAUUCUUAGUUAAACAAAAAUGUAAAUGCAGGAUACGAACAAAGAUUGGUUGUUGUUGUUAGUGACUUGUGUACUGAUGUGGCAUCCCAAACACCAUACGUGCUUCAGAAGGCAAUCUUCAUUAUCUUAAAGUACUUUUAAUCAUCAUUUCUUGCAGGUUAGGUUUGAAAUUCUCUUAGUUUCACCCCAAGCACGUGGUCUCAAGGAAGGAAGAACAGAGGUAAGGCACCAGUCACUAUUUAUUUUUUUAUCGCUGGGGAGUGGGGGCUUUGUAAUAUUCUUAUUACUCCUCCCCCCCUUUAUCUGCAGUUGAUUGACAGUCAAUUUCCUUCAAUCCCUCCUUUGUCCUCUGUUGGUGAUGUCAGUUGCCCGCACCUUUACUUGAAAGGCAACGAAGACUAUAAUCGUUGGGAAAAAAUAAUCCUUUUGGCAAAAAAAAAAAAAAAAAAAAAAGAAAGAAACAGCCAUGGUUCAAGUUGCUGUUAUUAUCAAAAUUUCAGGUCAUACACUUUCAAUCAUUGUGGCUUUGAGGAUUUUCCCAGCAUUUAACCCUUUCGCUCCCAGAUCUCAUAAGUAAUUCUCCUUAUUGUCUACUGAAUCUAGUGAAUUUUGUAUUGGAUCAUCUAAAAAUUGCCCAAAAGAUAUUUCUCUUUAUUAUCACUUGUCUUCUUGACAUCGUAUUGAAUUUGUAAGGAGAAACUCUGUCUUGGUCACCCUCCGGAAUUAAAGGGUUGAGGGCAUACCAUACAUCUCGAAGUAAGAUCUACCUUAACAAUAUUUUUUAAGAUUUCUAGACAUAGGAUGCGUUAACCAAACAUGUUUUCUUUGUUUGAUUCUUCACUUCACUUCCCUUUACUUUUUUCGUAGUAUUGUUUUAUUAAAAGAAAUAAGCAAAACAAUAGGAAAUCUCCAAACGAAGAGAAAACAAACUAGAAAAGCAAAAUAGAAACAAUUUUUUAAUUUGGAGAGUCAGUCUUUAGAACUUCAAAGUUUACUAACACUUUUUUUCGUCAUAACUUAACUGGACCUUGAUGUCGCCCUUUCGCAGGUCAAAGUGAAAAUGAAAAGCACAGUAGAUGAUGCGGAAUGGAUUUGGGACAGAAACAAGUUCGUCAACAGAACGUACCUAAUGAAAGAAAUGUUCCAGAAUUAUUACGAUGGAGAAGAAGACUGGGAUUUGCCGGAGGUCUUUGCGUCUUCAAUUGUUUCUUCUCCUCUACUCGAGAACUAAAAGAAAGUUUAUUGAGUGACUACAACAACAAAAACAUUUUUUUCAUCAUUCAAAUGAAUUUAUGAAAUGAAUGAAACACCAACAAAAUCUAGGCAAUGAGUAUAGAGUAAGUGGUAGGUCGAAUGGCAGUUAAGAAAUAGAAAGAAACGCCAUUACACAGUAUAUAUAAGAACAUUUUAUGGCUAGUUUGAUAUCCUUUCGACGCUUACAACUCGACUGGGAGCGUAAUGACUCGGUUUUAAUUCUAUACGUUAGUACCAUCGAAAAAUUCGUCUUUAAGUGUUUUUCAUAGUUUAUAACACCUCUUUAUCGACUUUAGGGCCCAGUUGUUCGAGGAUCGAUCAGCGGUAGCGCAAGGUUAAAUUUUAAUACUGGUUUCUUUCUUCCCUUGGUUCAAAAGCCCUUUCGGGAUAAUUUCCUCAAUUCUUUUAAGAGCAUCUAAUCAUUUAAUUGUCGGCAGAAAGAAUUAUACUGAAUUUUCUUUUAAGGCUUCCAGAUCUGAAAUCAGAUUUCACACUAACCCUGGGUUAACUUGACUUUGAACAACCCAGGCCUGUUGUGUUCAGUAAGUUUUUGUCUUUAAUGAACCAUUGACGUACAAAACUGUUACUUAUAUAUAUUUUAACAUUAUUGUAUGAAGGAAAGUGAUCCAUUUUGGGAGCCUGAUGAUGCAGAGGUGUUUAUUGGCUCAGUCCAGGUGUAUCUUCAAAGUUUAGCCUAUCUGGUGAGAUUUUAUAAUUGACCAUGUCGUAAUAAGCAGUAAAUAGAAAGACAGACAUGAUAGCUUUACCGAAGGGCAGAUGAACGUACGGACAGACCAGUACACGGAUAAACUGACCCGACCAGAGGACCAUACUGAGGAAUAUUGGCUCGAGGUCGUGGCAGUCGGAACCGAGCGCUACAAGGUUCGAACCAGAACGACCGAGGGCUAAUGUUUCCCAGUAUGGUUCAAGCAACGAGGUUAGUAAGCAGUUUAUUAUAUGGUGCUCGAACUAAUUUUUUUUUUUAUUUGAAUUUGCCGGCUUUCGCGAACAAAAAGUAUAUUUACAUUUGGGGAAACUAAGCUGUAAGAGACAGUGACAGAGAAUGUAAGUAAUUUCCUGUUAGCAUGAACACGCUCGCACUCUUAUUGCGCCAGUGUUGCAGUUCAAGCCGCACAUCCAUACAUUUGUCAUUUCUUAGUUGUGGAUAGAAUUAAAGAAUAUACGGCGUAUGACCGUUUCCGUGGAAACGGUCCAUAUGGCAAAAUCCCGUCCAAGUAAGACCCAAUCAGAACGCUCGGUUUUACUCAAGGCUACUUAGCCAUAUGAUAAGUACAUGCAUACAUAGAGGUACAGAAAAAAACGAUUUCAUAAAAAGUUUCCCUAAGAUAUAACGAAUUAUUUUACAACGCAGAUUGAAGUGGAAGAGAGCCUUACGAUAACAGACCCCAAAGGCAACGAAAAGGGGCAGCUUCAGGUUUGUAAUGAACUUAGAUCACUUUCAAUAUUUUCCUUUGGUUGUUUUCAUAUUGUAGUGUUAAUGAAUUUCAAAGAAUGGUACUGAAACCAUAUGACGUCCUUCCGAAAUACAAACAAAAGAAACGAAAGGGAAAUAUCGAAACAUACAGACACGCAGAAGCGGAGAAAUUAUCUGAAAUAGAAUAGAAAAAAUGUAGAAUGUAGUAAUAAUAAUUAAAAUAAUAAUAAUAAUAAUUUAGCAGUGAGUAUUCCAUGAGGGGUCUCUCUUGUCCACUGUUUCCAGGUCGAAUUUAAAGUUGGAAAUGUUGGUUUUUGCGAAUGGAGGAAAACCGGAGAAAAAUCCUUGGAGCCAACCCGAGAACCAACAACAAACUCGACCCUCAUGUGAUGCCACGUCCGGGCAUCGAACUUAGGCCACAGUGGUGGGAGACAAGUGCGCUUGCCACAGCGCCAUCCCCGCUACUCUUAUCUUAAGAAAAAUAAUGUUCAUCGGUUGCAAAGAUCUAUGCAACCUAAGCAAACGAUAUGAAUUAUCGAGUUCAUGUCCCCUCGGGAAAAAAGUUCGCUCUCAGAAACAUUGACGCUGAAACAAAACUCCUCCACUUACACUGAAGAAAUUCUUGUUUUGGCGGCAGGUUGAAGCGUAUCCUUGUGAUGGGAACUUCUCAGAAGAUUUAGACGAUUUUGUGGAGGAUCCCAAGGAGCUGGUAUAUUUUCAAUUUCUUUAUACCUUCUUUAUUGUCUCUUCUUUUUUUUUUUUUCCCUUUUAUAUUUGUUUUCUUUCUUUUCUUUCGCAUUUUGUUAAUGUUUCUGUUCUAUUUUUGCCAGUGUAGUUUUUGUGGCUACUGCCUCCUAUAGGAGUUUCACGGUGCUACUUGAUGUUUGUUUCAAAAAUGCUCAAGAAGACAGUAAACAUCUUACAAUCAUUUCAGGAUUAUGUUCAGUAGAUCCAAAGAUAUCCUUUUCAGUUCUUGCCUUGACACUACAAAAAAAGAUAAACAUCUCAAAUAAUUUCACAGUGGCUUCUCCGACAACUAAUUUAAAACAACACCUCGUUGCAGAGAUAUCGAAAUAGGUAUGACCCACACAUCGUGGAAACUUUGAAGAAAAAUUUUAUUUAUUUGAAGUGAGUAUUUUACCAUUUCAAUCAGCGACUACUGCCCCCAAUUUACAAAACGAGGAAGGUCCGAAGCACUAUACCUUGAGUUUAACCGGGUGACCUUAUUUGACGGAAUGAUUGAAUGGUGAAUUGGCGGAAUUGCUGAAUAUCCUACAACGCGGAAUGCCUUGUUGUAUGAAAUGAAAGUCUCACAAAAAUGGAAUUGCUACGUAAAAAAUAGUAACUUAUCAUUAAAGGCAAAAGUUAAAAAAGCAUAGUUUAAUCAUUAUUGGAGCCUAGAGGAUAGACUGGUAGAGGAACAGUGAGGUUCUUGAGUUAGCUCGUGACUUAGUAUGACAAUUUUUUUUAUAUUAAUUUACAGAUCUUUUCUUUUUUUUUCCCUUUAGAUUGGAAGAGGUCUCUACUUCAAACUAAAAAUUCCGCACGCAAGGGGCUUGCCAGCUAUAUUUGGGAAGGUAAAGAUGCUCCUAUUCGUAACAUGAUGAGGGGAAUUAAUGAGAUUUCAAUCACGCCAUGACACUACCCACUGUCCAUUUGCUGAAUAUUCCAUGUGGCGUCCUCUUUUGCUUAAAAAAAAAAAACAAACAAACAUAAAUAAUUCAUUGGUAAAUAUUAUUUGAUCCGCAGGGAGAAACAUGGUGUAAAUACAAACUUUAUCUUGAUAAAGAGCACAGCCGCACAAAGACUGUCUCUGGAACAAUGAAUCCUUCUUACAGCCACGAGAGGAAAUUUACCUUUAAUCCUGUCACAAAACAGGUAUGUUGUGCCGUUUUGUGCUUCUUUAUAAGCUUUUCUCGUUAUUAAUAUAUUUUUUUGUUUUUUGCCUUUCCCAGCCCAGUAUAAAGAGAACACUUUCAAAAUUCAAUUUGUCGUUUUUUUGUCUCGGGACAGUUUCAAAAGAAGCUGACGAGCUGAGAGGGUCUCAAUGAGAUGACCGUUUGCCGUUUGAUGGCUUAAAUUUUAACUGUUAGCCGUAAAAGCCAUCACUCCAUACAGACCCUCAGAUUAGAUCACGUUCACCCAUUUUGCCGCUGGUUUUAAGCAGUGACACCGUGGUUUGGCAAACCACAAUUAAUCCCAGGCCCGGACUUUCCGAGCGAUUUUCCGUGGAAGAAAAUCUCACUCCCUUGUAUUAUCACUUGUAGUUCGUGGACUAUCUGCUGAACACUCCUCUCAUGGUUGAGGUUUGGGGAAAGCAGAGUGGAAGAAAGAUCAGCACUGUCCCAAACAGGAAAGUGUCAGUAGGACAGAAAAAUAGCGGAGUACAGAACGGCGAGGUUAUGGUGAGAAUACUGCAGAGAUCUCCAGUAUUUUUUUCUCUUUUCUUUUUGGUUCUUUCGUUAUUCUUUCCUUCGUUCAUUUGUUACUUUCAAACCAUUCAUUCCGUUCCAUUCUGUCAGGCAUCAAGUUAAUGUCAAGUUGAAUCGCAAUUUAUGGCAUCCUUAAUCAUGCGCACGCAAAAAAAGGAAGGAAAAAAACGAAAAAGGGACCACAAUGAUUAGCUACUCAAACUCCGAAUGUCCUUUUUUUAUUAAAUUUUUAAUACGAAUAUUGCAUUUCUAGUGUUCUGAUUGGUUCACUCAACUCUGGCUAUCAGCUCAAAUUUCGAGCCAUCUUAUAUGGAAAUGCAUUGCGGAGCUAAAAAAGCUCCAAAAAUCCAAACGUUUAGGAUUUAAUAAAAUUUGAUAAAACAAGUAUUCACCUCCGAGCAACUCGUGCGAGAUUUAAGCCCGAAAAUACUGUAAUCGUGGCAGGCAUUAAUGAGUUAAAAUCAUCUUUUUGUGCUAUGUUAUCUCACUGUUUAGGUAUACAUGCUACCUCCACUUCAACGAACAGUUGUUAACUAUCUACUCUUUUCAUUCAUUCCAUUUAUCCACUCAUCCAUUUACUUAUUCAUCUUUUUUUUCUUUCUGUGUGUUUCUUUCAUUCAUUCAAUUGUGGUCUAUCAAUUUUAGUCACUGGAAUUUUGAUGGUUUCUAUUCUUGCUUACAUUUUUCAGCCGAAGGAAGAAGCCCAGAAUAUGAAACUAGAGUUGCAUAAGUCGAUGAAAAGAAACGAAAGAUCUGAAAAGAAAAUCGUAAGUAACCAAAACAGUUGUUCUUGGAUGUGUAUAUUUAUGUCUGGCCCAUGAAACAAAGGGCGAUCAUUAUGUACAUGAGUUGUUUUCACGCCUGGACCCCAAAGAGUGACAAGCAUGUAAUUUCUCCUUACAAUGUUACCCCUAAAUCAUACUUUGAGGUUACGAGAAUAAAGGGAAUGGUCACCAGUUAAAGAAGUUAAAUGUUAAUUGUUUUGGUUUGACAAAGCAAACCGACGGUGGGCCAUUUCUUUAAUUUGGCGCUUCCCGCUAUGUUUCCAUAACAAUUUCCGUGUUGCCACUAUAACCUCCAUUGCACUCUCUAACCUAUUUAUGCAUUCGACACUGGCCAAUCCGAAACGCCAUAUUUUGUUGAGUAUCUAAUAAAGAAAGUUACUGCAUUUGAUUGCGAUCUACGUAGUCCUGUGAAGUAUCACAGUGCCCUUAGAGUUGGAUUUGAGUUCGUUAUUUAGUACUGAGUAUGCAAAAAAGAACCUGGCGAAAUCUUAAAUUGAAGCGUUCGAUGUUUUUGUACUAUCCGCUCUGAUAGUAUGGUAUGUUUUUACAUUAUAAUCAGUUUUCUAUGAGUUUCCCUAUUUAGAGAUCGCAAUACAUUUGUGACAAUAAAAGAUUCAUUUCAGUUCGCAGAUUAUGAAAGAAAAGCGACGAAAAGUGGUUGUUUCAGUAUGCGAAUAAAAAUCUUAAGUGUCUUUACUUAUAUUUGUUUUGAUUUGUUUGUUAAUUAUCGACCAGCCACCUUUAAUUUUUUUUCCAUUUUCUCUUACCACAGAAAAAGAUGCGCGAAUUAAUAGAGGAUGCUAAGAAGAAAGGUGUCUCUACACUCGAGGUAUGAAUUUAACACCGGGUUCGAUUCAUGUUUGAUCGGGAAUAUUCCACAAACUAAAUUAGAAGUUGCAUAAGGCUGCUUCAUAAUUUUGUUUCCUUCGGCAUCAUAUCGUGACCAUUAUGUUUGCUGACAUCAGCAGUGAAGUACUGCCUACUAAGAUACUUACGUGGCGAACUCAAUUUGCAACAAAGAAUACAAAUCAACCCAUUCGCAUAGGACGUCAAAAUUCUUUUUUAGACGGUUUUGAGCGGUAGCCUCUAAACUUCCCAUUCACAAACUAAUAGCCUUCGUUGGCAAACGCAAGGCUUCGUGGGAAACAAUAAGUAGUCACAUGGAUGAUUUCGACAUAUGUAAGUCUAUCAUUUUCGUACUCGUUGCGAUACCCUUGCCAAAAUGGGUUAGAAGUUUUCCUAAAAGCAAUUAGUCACAAAGAUUUGUAAUUUUGUCCCCGCCUCUCUUCGUACCCUUAUUUGAGUGGGCAAAAGUUCAUCCAUUACAUGAAUGAGAUUUGUUUAUUUUGACGCCAGGUCGCUGUGCUUGAGGAGAUUUUGAACGGUGGCGAGGGUAACAAGUUUAAAGCAACCGCCGACAUCGUUCUAAAAGCGCAGAAAUCAAUGGACAGUGAUGGAAAGAUCACAAGUUCGACUUGUUCGAUCCAGUGAAAAAUUAAGUGAGAUCAAAAUUUAUUAGCAACUAUUUAUGACCGUGUUUGUAGACUCUAGUGCACUUGCAGUUUUGAUUUUUUUUCUUUCGUACGUUUUUAAAUACAAUUUUGUUAAACAAUCCACCAUAGUGGAAACGAAAAGUGCAUUCAGCACUCUCCAGUUUACUAGCAUUACUGUAUUACUGUAUAGCAGGUAAUCAGUAUCAUAUUUACAGCUAGUGAUGGACUUACUGUGAUGUAAUGCUUUAGCCUUUUUUAAUAGUUAAAACGAACUUAUCAGUCAAGACGUGGAAAUAAGCCAAAAAGGAGCGUGAAUGUUUAAGAAUUGAACAUGCAUGCGCCUUUUUCCUAUUCUUCGUUUGUAUAUAGAAUUGUCGUUUCCAUUUUCAUUCGUCAUUUACCCAUUUUCGUCUCAUUAUUUGUCAUUAUUGUCUGCAGUUCAGCAUUCAGUAUCUUUUGUAGAAUUUCGACUUAAAUUUAUUCACUAUUUUAAAGUAUUUGACAUUUUUUUUUCUUUAAAAAGAAAGCUACGCUAAGUUAAAAAGCUAAAGAUAGUGAUAUGUAAUCGCCACAUAGUUUGUGUCUAGUGCUCAGUCCAUUACGUGCAGGUUCGUGUAGUGUACUGCUGUUUAUGAUAGCACUUGGAUCAAGGCAAUUCAUCAAAACAGUUUCAGAAGUAAACUACGAAAUCCACUCGACGAAUAUAGCUAAAUAUGAAGUGUGCCAAAGCCAAAUUAUACUCUCAGAUAUUCGUAAAAUCAUUUUUUCUUUCCUUGUUAAUUCUCAGCUGUGUUCCCCUUAUAUCUUUCCUUCCACUAGAUUGCAGAGAGCAUUACCACACCGCACACACCACAGAGUGAAAAUUAAAUGCUUCCCCCUUCUCCUUGUUGCAUGUUAAUUCUGUUUCUACAAAUUGUAAAUUUGCAAAAGUAAAGGAGAUGUGCAAUUUGUGGUGUCCCAAAACUCUCUCGUAAAUGCACGCCAUACAAGUACGUAUAAGCAUAUGAUUAUGGUAUAUACUUGAUGCGAGGUUCGCGUUGAAGGUUUGUCAUCGAAAUAAAGUAUUGAUGACAAAUUCGCAAUUGCAGUGUUUUGCGGAGGUUGUUGCCCUGAGAGAUUUUCUGACCCAACCCUCUUAAACCCAAGAUCUGAUUGUAAAUUCUCCCCUCUGGCCGUUACACAUUUCCUUAUAUUUUAGUUACGAGAAUUUGAUGCCAGAGUAAGUUUGAUUCUCAUUAACUGAUGGCUGAAUAAUCUGAGGAUAUUAUGGGGGUUAAAAUCACUUAUUAAUCACUUCUGGGAGUUCAUGAGUUAAAUUUUUAGUGAAAGAAACAAAUAGAUGUUUUUAAAGAAGGCAAUCAUUGGAUAAAACAAC